UCGCUCCAGUCAUCCCCCAAAAUCUAGCUAGCUAAGUACAAGAAUGCAUUGCCUAUUUUGAUCUCAGAAUCAAUUUGGUAUCGAUAGACAACCCAUGGGCACAUAUCUAGUUCUGUUUGUGUCGAUGAACGUAGGAAAAAUACUUUUCUAGGCUGUGCUACCUAAUGUUUUCCAGGUAGCUGGGCUUAAAAGCAUCAAAGCACAGCACAGGGUUAGUUAUCAAUACAGUAAUUUAGGUAGCUAACGUUAGCUCGAAUUGUGGGGUGCCUAUUGUGUUAGCUAGCCAGCUAACGUUAACAGCUAUCUGAUUUGCUCUGUUGGAAAUAUUUUCAUUCUUCUUUUGAGUUGUCUUCAUUCUCAUCGCCGGUGGAUAUGGGACUACUUUUUACCAAGCUGAUGACUGUCUUCGGAGAUAGAGAGCACAAAGUGAUCAUAGUGGGCCUGGACAAUGCUGGGAAGACCACUAUCCUCUACCAAUUCCUUACCAAAGAGGCGGUCCACACCUCCCCCACCAUUGGCAGCAACGUAGAGGAGAUCUCUGUACGCAAGACCCGCUUCCUGGUGUGGGACGUCGGAGGCCAGGAGAGCCUGAGAGCCAGCUGGAACUCCUACUACUGCAACACAGAGAUUGUGAUUCUAGUUGUGGACAGCACAGACCGGGAGCGCCUAACUCUGAACAAAGAUGAACUUCACCGCAUGCUUGAACAUGAGGACCUACAGAAUGCUGCGAUUCUAGUUCUGGCCAACAAGCAGGACAUGAAGGACUCUAUGACCGUGGCAGAGAUCUCCCAGUGCCUCACCCUCAACUCCAUCACAGCCCACUCCUGGCAUGUACAGGCCUGCUGUGCCCUCACAGGGGAGGGACUACCUGCCAGUCUGGACUGGAUGAGGUCUCGUGUACUGGCCAGUUAGAACUCCUUCCGUGGGCUCAUCCCAAUUGGAACCAGGACAGCUAUCCUUUGACCCAACAAACACAACCUCUCAGACAUUGCAGCUGAAGCCACAGUGCCCAGAUCAGGACCUCCACUAUCUGUUGUGACGCUGCCCCUCUGAGCCCCAGGGCUGGCCCCAGACCUGCCCUGUCACCCGCAUGCCUUACCCAGGCCUUACUGUGUCUGCAAGGGCUGACCAGGGUCCAUCGCGAUAGAGGAGGCCUGGAGGAACCUGGCAGAACCUCAACAAGGCAUGCCAGGGUAUGCCAUUGUGCAUUUGCGUUAGCAUGGGUGUGUGUGUGUGUUAUAGUGUGUGAGACUCUGUUCUAGAUGUCCACCAUGUUUACAUAAGAAUCCUACCUGUCAGACCUGAUUCCACGAGGGUGACACAGUAUGUCCCACAUAAGCUGAAUAAGGACAUAUCACAGUAUUUAAGCCUCCUGUCCUCAUGAAGUCCACAGAGAUGGAAUGGGAGGUUGCAUUGGAUUUCUUUAACAUACAGUUUUGUACCUCUGACUUGAGGAAAACCACAGUACACAGGUUAAGAGGCCAGACCUAAUGGGGAUCAGACUGGUGCUCAGCCUUCUAAGCUAUCAAUGCACAAAUGACUUGGAAGUAUUUAUAUCAAAGAAGAAAAAAAGGUGGUUGCUUGACAGUGAAAAAUAGUAUCAUGAUUUCUGUUAAAAAGCAAGAAGACAAACAAGUAUUGUCUGAUUUAAAACAGCUUAAUCAUGAUUAUUAUUUUUUAUACAUAUACAGUAUUUUACGGUGUACAAAAUAUUUUUUGUACAAAUAAAUGUUAUUAUUGAUAAACUGGUGA
Salvelinus namaycush (lake trout) is the source of this 1752-nucleotide messenger RNA. RefSeq names its product ADP-ribosylation factor-like protein 5B. Gene Ontology annotation, molecular function: GTP binding; GTPase activity. NCBI's taxonomy places the organism in Eukaryota, Metazoa, Chordata, Actinopteri, Salmoniformes, Salmonidae. The record is from RefSeq and is a predicted model, not a curated record. Gene Ontology annotation, cellular component: trans-Golgi network; cytoplasm. Gene Ontology annotation, biological process: vesicle-mediated transport; intracellular protein transport; protein localization to Golgi membrane. Bases 373 to 912 code for a protein of 179 amino acids. The transcript is spliced from 6 exons.